AUGGGUAUAGGUGUGAGAUUGGUGAAUGGAUCUGCCUACAAUGAAGGACGAGUAGAAAUAUUACAUAAUAAUGAAUGGGGAUCACUUUGUGAUGACACAUUGACUACCGAGGAUGGUCAAGUUAUAUGCAGAAUGCUUGGACUAGACACUGAGAACGUGACUGUGUUGUCUUCCGCGUAUUUCGGAAGUGGAACUUCAGAAGUAAAGAUAUCAGGACUAAAUUGUACUGGCCUAGAAAAUCACAUUGCGGCCUGUAAUUUUACUGGUUGGGGACAUCUCACGUGUAAACAAAAUCAUGCUGUUGGAAUUAUUUGCGGCGGUACACAAAUUCGACUAGUAAACAGUGUUCGACCAUCAGAAGGUCGGUUAGAAGUUUUCCAUAACAAUGCGUGGGGAACUGUUUGUGAUAAGAACUUUGACGCCACAGAUGCUGCUACUGUGUGUCAGAUACUAGGAUAUAAUACAAGCAACCCUUAUUUCAUUGGUGGUGCAUAUUUCGGAGAAGGCACAAAUAGAGUAUGGUUAGAUGAGCUUGCAUGUAAUGGUACAGAGGACGAUAUUGGAAAAUGUGGAUCCAGAGGAUGGGGUGUAUCACAGUGUGGACAUUCUCGUGAUGUCUCUGUUAUUUGCGAUACCAUGGUUAAACUAGUUGAUGGAACAAAACCAUCUAAUGGACGUAUCGAAAUAUUUCACAAUGGUGAAUGGGGUACAGUAUGUGACACAUCAUUUAAUGCAGCUCAUGCUACUGUUAUAUGCCGGAUGUUGGGUUAUAACAACUCGGAUGCUUCUAUACUAAAAACACCAGUGAUAUCACAAGGCAAAGGCAAAAUAUUUUUCGAAAAUAUAAACUGUCUUGGUCAGGAAAUGGACAUAGAAGACUGUACUUUUUCAAACUGGGAAAAUUCACAUUGCAACCACGCUAACGAUAUCGGAAUCGACUGUGUAAUUGUUACCAUGUCGAACAAUACAAGUAGCAUUCACAAGCUGUCAUUUGUUGUGUUAAUGUUAGAAUCAAUCCAUGCAAACUCUUAUAACAGUACUAUAUUUUGA
Mytilus trossulus (common blue mussel) is the source of this 1050-nucleotide messenger RNA. Its product is annotated as neurotrypsin-like. Gene Ontology annotation, cellular component: membrane. NCBI's taxonomy places the organism in Eukaryota, Metazoa, Mollusca, Bivalvia, Mytilida, Mytilidae. The transcript has 8 exons. The record is from RefSeq and is a predicted model, not a curated record. Bases 1 to 1050 code for a protein of 349 amino acids.